Messenger RNA from Electrophorus electricus (electric eel), 1689 nucleotides. RefSeq names its product polyprenol dehydrogenase. NCBI's taxonomy places the organism in Eukaryota, Metazoa, Chordata, Actinopteri, Gymnotiformes, Gymnotidae. The record is from RefSeq and is a predicted model, not a curated record.
CGAAGCGGACAUGUCGGUACUGGCGCGCGUCCUCCCCGUCUUAAAGCUCUACCUUACCGCCGUGAAGGUCCUGUUUUAUCAGCUCCUCCACAAACCGUUCGCUGUUCCAGCUCUGCCUAAACAGCACGGGAAGGUUGCCAUAGUGACAGGGGGAGCCAGGGGCCUGGGAUAUGCGAUAGUGAGGCAGCUGGCUGGUCUGGGGAUGCAUGUUAUCAUAGCAUCACAUGACAAAAAGCAGGGUCUGGCUGCUGUGAAGAGUAUUCGGGAGGAGCAAAGCAGAGCUCUAGUGGACUUUGAGUUUGUUGACCUGGCCUCCCUGAGUUCUGUGCGACAGUUUGUGUGCAGGUUUCAGGCCCAGGGACUCCCACUUCAUGUGCUCAUCAACAAUGCGGCCGUCAUGCUGGUCCCCGAAGGCAAGACAGAUGACGGUUUUGAGCUGCACUUUGCUACCAACUACCUGGGGCACUUUCUGCUGACCCGCUUCCUCCUGGACACCCUGGUGCAUUCUGGGAAGGACGAGGCGUGUUCUAGAAUCAUCAGCAUCUCCUCCUCAGCACACUACACAGCCGACAAAGACUUCUUGUUCUCCAGAAGCAUGCAGCACUACAGUGCCCAUGGGGCCUACGCCCACAGUAAGCUGGCCCAGGUGCUGUUCACCUACCGCCUCCAGCAGGAGCUGCAGUCCAGUGGCUGCGCUGUGACAGCCAGUGCCGUUGACCCAGGCGUGGUGGACACCCAUCUGUACCGCAACCUAAGCACCCCAGCCAGACUGGCCCAAAGACUCAUCGCCCACCUACUCUUCAGGGUAGGAUCCUGGAGGAGCCCUGCCCAGGCUGCAGCCACAGCCGUCUACGCCGCUGCAUCUCCUGAGCUGGAGGGAGUCGGGGGGUGCUACCUGUACGAGGGCAAGCGCGUGUCCUCCUCUGCACUCUCCUACGAUGUGGAGCUGCAGGCCCAGCUGUGGAGAAGGUCCUGCAGCCUUCUAGGCCUUGCGGACUCCCUCUACGUGUACCAGGCUAAAAGGGGCGGGGGCGGGGGCGGAGCUUACACCAAUCUCUCUUUGUAGAAACACAUAGAUUUUUCAGUACAUGAAGAGUGAUGGUCUGUUUGUGAAUAUGAUCAAAGCCCUGGUUUUUGGUUGGUUGUUGUUGUUUUUUUCCUGCAUAAGUCUGUUCAGUUUUCUUCAGUUCUCUCUCAGCAGUAUUUUUUGUGUUGACAAUCUCUUCAUACCGAAAGACUGUGCUUGGCUGCAAUAUAAGAAUAAGUAAAUUUAGGAAAGAAAUCUGUCACGGUUUUAUUGUAAUCGUGUGUUUUUAAGAAGUGCUUAAUGUAUGAGAGUCUGAGAGAUUCCCUCCCGUGUUCUGUGCGUAGGCGUGUGCGAGCACACGCAAAUGUGUGUGUAUGUGCAUCCCCUUGAUCUUCCAGAAGGAAAAAAGCACUUUGCCUGUACAGUUGCCGCACCUGUAUGGGCUUUUCGUGUUGUCCCGUCUCAUUUUGAUGGGUUUCCUGGCAUCUGUGUGGCGUGUUGUCGUCGUGACAUCGACCUGUAAAUGGCACAGCUGCUGUUUAUGUUGUCUGUUGUGCAUUAUAAGUGUUUGCAGGUGUUUUUAAUGAGAUUGUGUACUUCAGUCAGAUGGGUGAUUUGCUAUUAUUACUGUGUAGCUUCAGAUAAAAGAAAGUUUUGUAUCA